Molecule: messenger RNA, 4384 nt
Organism: Pipra filicauda (Wire-tailed manakin)
Lineage: Eukaryota; Metazoa; Chordata; Aves; Passeriformes; Pipridae
Gene: MDM4
Product: MDM4 regulator of p53
Exons: 11
Coding region: 852-2546 (564 amino acids)
Biological process (GO): protein ubiquitination; regulation of cell cycle; negative regulation of apoptotic process
Cellular component (GO): nucleus
Molecular function (GO): ubiquitin-protein transferase activity
Source: RefSeq, a predicted model, not a curated record
GAGAGCCCACAAUGUCUGCUUUACACUCCCUGCUGUGUUUCCACUUCACACACAAGUUAAAAACUGUCCUUUCCUGGAAAUGAGACUCUAAAACCAAACCUGAGCUUGAAUUAGAAGUUUUAACUUAACUUUCCAGGCUGUGCUUGCACUCUCUGAGUCCGGUAAGAUCUUUAUUCUCGAGCACCAAAAGCUGUGCUCUGGUGAGGUUUUGGUCUCCUGAGAAGGAAGUUCUACUCCCAGCACAGGCAGACGUCUUGUUCCUGUGGUCUGUGUCAAGUUUUCGAGUGGAAAAUUCGAUUAUUCAUGACUCCUCUGUGAUUCAUGGAUUCCUCAGACGUUGCUCCGGUCCAGUGGCAUUUUCCGUGGCUCCAAACAGCCCUAAGUCCACUGGUGCUUCAUUCCCUUGGCUGCAAGUUGGUCCAGGCACAGCGCUGGGAGGUAAAACGUCGGAUAUUUAGAAGUAGAGCAGUAGGGGAGGGUUAAACUGGGCUCACUGAGCUUCUCCUUCCUUUAGGAACGUGCACAGGGUGGAACCGAGGGAGGUUUUCUGUGCCUGGUGGGAGGUUUUCUGUGCCUGGUGGGAGGUUUUCUGUGCCUGGUGGGAGGUUUUCUGUGCCUGGUGGGAGGUUUUCUGUGCCUGGUGGCUGCGUCCGUAGGUUUUGUGGGAGCCUGGACGUGGUUUUUAGAGCUUGGGAAGGCGGCACUCGGGAGCCCCGAGAUUGAGCUCUGAUUAAAGAAAACUCCAUCACUGAGGCUCAAACUCACCGAAACUCUUUGUCUGUAAAACCGGAGGCUGAGCCCGAUAGCGCUGAUGAAAUCAGCGCGGAAACAGUUAAAGCCGUGGCUCGUUGAUGCCUCAGCCCGGGGUCCUUUUCCUGGAAUGCGGGCUCAGGAAAUGCACCUUUAGUCCCCCCGGGCCCUUUCCCCAGCCCGGCAGUUCUCGGGGCUCCCCGCCCCGCCCGGCGCCCUUUGAAAGGGCCACUCAGAGCCCGGAGCAUCGGCGGGAAGCCCAGAGCCUUCCCGGGGCCGCCCGGGACAGGAAUCCAGGGAUAAUAGCCCCGGGAUACCCCUCCAGCAGCGACGGUCGGUGCUGUUACCAGCUGCUCACUGCCACCAUGAGCUCCCCCAGCCCUGCCCAGCACCCAGCAGCUGAGAACACCUGCAGGAUCACUCUGGGACAAGCUCACCAGGUGAGACCCAGACUGCCACUCCUGAGGAUUCUGCAGGCAGCAGGAGCCCAAGGAGACACUUUCACUCUCAAGGAGGUGAUGCAUUACCUGGGCCAGUACAUCAUGGUGAGGCAGCUCUAUGACAAAAGGCAGCAGCACAUGGUCUAUUGUGGAGGAGAUGAGCUGGGAGAGCUGCUGGGCCUGGAGAGCUUCUCUGUAAAAGAUCCAAGCCCCCUGUAUGACAUGUUGAAACGGAACCUGACGGCGGCUGCACUCACAGAUGCUGCACAGACUCUCCCAAAGGAGCAGAGCGUCGAUAAGCCAAGCCAAGACCAGCUGAAGUUUAGCCAGGAAGAAGGUUCUGAUGCUGGGACCACGGAGGGGGAGGAGAGCAAGGCCUCUGCUUUGUCUACCUCGGAGCAGAACUGUGACACUUGUGAAGACAAAGACUUAAUAGAAAACCUCUCUAAAAGCAAGAAGCCUAAGCUGGACCUAGUGUUUGAGGAAUGGGAUGUAGCUGGUCUUCCAUGGUGGUUUUUAGGCAACCUCAGAAGCAAUUACGAGUCCAGAAGUAAUGGAUCAACAGAUAUUCAGACUAACCAGGACAUUGACACUGCCAUUGUUUCGGAUACUACUGACGACCUGUGGUUCCUCAACGAGUGCCCCUUGGACCAGGGCAGUGCUGGGCUCAAGGUGAACGUGUUGGACUGUGAGGAAGUGAAAGAAGGUGACACAAAGGUGACUGAGCAGGUGUGUCUGAAUGACUUGGAGGACUCUCAGUGCUUAAGUGAUGACACGGACACAGAAGGUGCUUCCGAGGGCUGCUGGCAAUGCACCAAAUGCAAGAAGUUCAACUCCCCGGGCAAACGGUACUGCUACCGCUGCUGGGCCCUGCGCAAGGGCUGGUACUCAGACUGGCCCAAACUGGCCCACUCCCUCUCCCUGUCCAGCAUUGCUGCCAUGAAAAACAAGGAGGAGGAAGAGGAGGACGAGGGGAUAGAUGUCCCAGACUGCAAAAGGACCAUGUCGGCCCCGGCUGGGCCGCCCACCCGCAUGUUCGGGGUGGAACCCAAACCCCCCCCCUGCGGCUCCAUCGAGUCCCUGGACCUGGCACGGGCUCAUGAGAGCAAAGAGUCUCUGCUGAGCUUGGCUGAGAGUAAAAAGGAGGAAGAAAUCGAGUCUCUGGAGAGUAUAAAAACGCUGCUGAGCCCCUGCUGCCUGUGCCAGCUCAGGCCCCGCGACGGGAACAUCGUCCACGGCAGGACUGCCCACCUCGUGGCCUGUUUCAGGUGUGCAAAGAUGCUGAAGAAAAGGAGAUCCCCCUGCCCAGUGUGCAGGAAGGAGAUCGAGAUGGUCAUCAGGAUCUUCAUGGGGUAGUUGGGCCGCUCCAGGCCUUUCUCCUCCAAAAAGGAGCCAGCAGGUUUCUUGCACUUAAGCGCCCCGGUUUCAGAUCUCAGCCAACGAAAGCCAAAGAGAAUUAAGAUUCCAGUCUGCCCCAGCAGGCUGAGGAACCUCUGCAGCAUCCACCUUUCCAUGCCCCUGGAAAUGAAAGCCUGCAGGGAACAGGGAGGGACACGCUGGGGUCGAUGCCCCAGCCUGGAAUCGGCCAAAAUCUUCCCCUUUCAGCUCAGGGGUGUCCCUGGGAUUCUCUGUCCUGACAGCUGGUCCUUGGAGAAAACAAGGUUUGGGAAGAGUUGUAACUUCUGGAGUGUUGUUCUCCAGUUAAGUCAGAGCUGUGCAAUCAAUGCCUUCUGAGGGGGGUGUGAUCUGAGAUAGAAAUAGAGAUGAAUAUUGAGGGGUGGGAAGGGUGGGAUUCCGAGGUGGUGGCAGCUUAGAUGAGCCUUUUCUCCAAGGACCAGCUCUCCUGAGGGCAGUGCAAAGGAAAAUAACCCUGUGUCUGAUUUUUUUGGUUGAUUUUUAAGGUAGGAUUUUUAGGCAAGGUGAAGGUCCUCUUGAUCCCAGACAGGAAACAAAUCCUCCCAAACUCUUAAUCCAUAACUAGCUCAGGUCACAGAGAGAAUAUAGGGAUACAUUUUGCUUUCUUAUUGGCUCAUUUAAUUUAUAUUGAUUUUUUCAUUUAAAUACAUUUUCUGUCACCUUACAUAGCUUUGAAGCCUGUCCAGCAUUAGCUCAGCCUCUGCUCUGCCAGCUGGAUUCGAUUCCAACGGCUCUGUGCCUGUUUUGGGAUGUUCCCAGUGCACCUUCCACCUGCCUCAUCUCAUCAGCCUGCCCAGAAUAUACUCAGUUUUGAGUGCAGUGUGGCUUUAAAGACAGGACACGAGCCUUUGAGGGGAAAAAACGACUCCUCUAAAGCACCAGUUGCACUCUGGGGGCUGUGCUGGGUGUCAGGGUUUUAAUUUAAAAAUUAUUUAAUUAAUUAAAGGGGGCUCUUUUUUUGCCCCCUCCCUGUGAUUUAACACUCCAGCUCUGUCCUUCAGAGCUGUGCAUGGUCACUGCUGGCUGCCAAAACUUAGUUAAAACUCAGUUUAAAAAAAUCUCACCCUUUCCUGUGGUGACAUCCAAGAUUGUGCUCGAUUCCCUCAGCUUCCCUGUUUUCCAGGCUUUUUUGGAGGACCAACAGAACCUUCACCUUUCAGCUCUCCAGCAAUUCAAGCUCAGUGCAGUGUAGAACAAGCCCUGUUUGUUGUCACCUCUAAUUCCCUCUCUAACCCAGGGAGUGCUCGUGGAAACACAGCAAGAGAAGUUCCUGCUCACUCCCUGGUGCUUCCUUAGGCUCUUCCUCCUUGUUUUCCCACUCUCCACGUGCUGGUCCAGCCCCAGCAGGUCCAGGGGGGGCAGUGGGAGCCCCCAAACCUGCCCAGCAGAAGGUUCCAGCAAACCCUGACACCAGAGCUGGUGUUUCUGUGCAAAAACCCCAGAGUAGGUGCUACAAAAUCGCUGCAAAUCACUGCCAAAACUCCCCAAACUUCCCAUCCCCCUGGAGCUUUGGGAUUGUUCCCGUGCUGGCUGUAACUGGGAUUGUCAGAGACAGUUGUGCUGGCACAUGGGUGCACUAUCCAUGGGAAUCAGUCCCCAUGGAAAAGGUGAUUUAUUGUUCCCUUAACUAAAGGGCUCUUAAAUCGCUGGUGAUGCACUUUACCCACGCUGGAAUCAGCAGCUUUACCCAGGCAGUUACAUGAAGCAGUUUCUUCCCUUUCCAAGUGGGUUAUUCCCCUUUUAAAGUGCUUUUUUCUCCCCUUUCCCAAGUGGGUUUU